UUUCUCUCUCCCCCUCCCUUUUUUUUCCAAACAUAUUUUCCUUCCCAUUAGAUGCCUCCACUCACCUCUCGUCGUCCGUCCGCCACCUCUUUUCGGACGACGAGCGGAGCCAUCUCCAUCAUCUCCAUCAUCUCCAUCACCAUCGCCACUUUCUCAACAACACACCAACGACGUCCUUCUCUUUGAUUUCCUAUCAAAUGUCACAUCUAAAUACAAGAGAAAAUACGUAAAUUGUAGAUUCUAGCCUCGCUUCUAUUUGAAUUUCCAUUCUAAAAGCUUUGAGCGCGAUUUGAAUUAUCUUACUCUAUCACGACAAUGUCCCAAUCAAUCUUAGCUCCCUUCCAGCUUUUGGAACUCAACGUAAUAUCAGCGCAGGACCUUGCGCCCAUGUCGCGUUCCAUGCGCACAUACGCCGUUGCAUGGGUGCACCCGGAUCGAAAACUCUCAACACGGGUGGACACCUCAGGCCACAACAACCCUACAUGGAACGACAAGUUUGUGUUCCGUGUCGACGAGGACUUCUUGCAUGAAGACACAUCCGCGGUCAUGAUCGAGAUCUACGCCCUUCAUUGGUUCAAGGAUGUUCACGUGGGAACCGUCCGUAUCUUGGUUGGUAACCUUAUUCCAACCCCGGCAAAGCCCCACCACCACCAUCCUCAAGUGGGCAUGCGUUUCGUGGCGCUCCAGGUGCGCCGCCCCUCGGGUCGGCCACAGGGGAUUCUAAACAUCGGCGUGGCGCUGCUUCAUAGCUCUAUGCGGAGCAUGCCCUUGUAUUCCCAACUCAGCGCCUCAGCAGUUGGAUAUAAAACUUUGAUGGGCGAAGACGACGCGCCGCGCAGCACCAAAACCCACCACACCGGAAGCCAAAUGACGACGUAUUCGAAACCCGAGCUGAGGCGCACCAAGAGCGACUCCAGCUCAAUGUUCGGGUCAGAGCUGAGAGAAAAGGAAUUCAGACAUAAGGGUAAAAAGGAAAAAGCAACUUCCGUGGUUAACUCGUCAGAUGUCAGCGCUAGAAAAAGCAAGAAGGGUCGCGGUUCCAAAGCGAGCUCGUUGGUUGGCGGCUCAUCAGAUAUAAUUUACAGGAAUGGCAAAAAGGGAAAAACAAGUUCUGUAGUCAGCGCGUCGGAUGUUAGCUACCGAAAGGGGAAGGCGAGCUCCAUGCUCAGCGCCUCGGAUGUGGGCCCACCAAAGAGUUGGAAAGACAAAAAAGGGAAGCCAAGCUCCGCACUCAGCGCCUCCGAUGUCCGCGCGCAUGACCCACCGAAGAACGAGAGCAAUGGCAACGAGAAACCGGCUAGCUUCGUCCUCAGCGCCUCCGAAGCGGAAGAACCGCCGAGAAAGAUGCCUGCCAGUCACAAGCCCUCCCCGAAAUUCACCCUGGUGGACAAUUUUGGUGCUACCCCCGCGCGGAGGUCGGCUCUGCCAGCUGGCAAGUCGCCAUUCCAGAGGCUGCAGUCGCCCUACAACGCGUAUGCGACGCCAAGAAAGUCGAACCUCAUGGCUGUUCCAUUCCUAACGGAGUCGGAGCUGGGGCCGUCGCCGUCGGAGGUGGCUGCGGCGAUAGCAAAGGAGCGAAUGGACCAGGACAACGAGAGCUCAGUUGUGGUGGGUGCGUGGAACGAGGAUGACAGCGUGGAGGGGUUGCAGUCGAAGCUAGAGCGGUGGCGGACGGAGCUCCCGCCAGUGUAUGAUAGGGGAGAGUUUUCGAGCUUUAAAUCCAGUGAAACGCGCCACACACGGCGACACAGCGAUGGGAGCAAUGGGCUGUUCUCUUGCUUUAGUAACAUAUGUGGAAUCGAGUGCUCCAUCGUAUGCGGGUCGGGCGACCAAGAAAAACCUCAGAGGAAGAACGGGAGUAAGAAUGGCGGGCGGGUCCAUCGGAGUCCAUCGGUAGGAGAUCUAAGCUACGUAUGAUCAACCCGAAUGGAGAUGGGUUAACGGGUUGGAUCUUCGGUGGGAAAUAUUCCGGGAGAUGAGAGUAACAGCUUUGCUGGUGCUAAUUUACGCCGGGGGAGUACUGUUGGGAAAAUAACCACUGAAAUACAUAAGGGUAAUAUGGAGUGCAGGAUAAGAAUGUGCACACUGGGGGGUGAUGUUAGCAAGUUGAGUUGAGCUCGGUUAGAUAAUUCUUCCCACUUCCCUCAUUUUAAUUUUGUUUUUCUCAAAUUUCUGCUGUCUAAUCUAAUCUAAUUUAUUCUU
This is a messenger RNA of Malus domestica (apple), 2202 nucleotides long. RefSeq lists its product as uncharacterized. NCBI's taxonomy places the organism in Eukaryota, Viridiplantae, Streptophyta, Magnoliopsida, Rosales, Rosaceae. Gene Ontology annotation, biological process: defense response. The record is from RefSeq and is a predicted model, not a curated record.